Molecule: messenger RNA, 372 nt
Organism: Aspergillus luchuensis
Lineage: Eukaryota; Fungi; Ascomycota; Eurotiomycetes; Eurotiales; Aspergillaceae
Exons: 2
Coding region: 1-372 (123 amino acids)
Source: RefSeq, a predicted model, not a curated record
AUGCAAGGCAAGGAGUCGAAAGUCAUUAUAAAUGACUGGGUUAUCACUUCCGCAAAUGCUUUUUCGGACAUGGGAUUUACCAUCGACAGCAACCGUGGAAACGUGGGUAUGAGCAGAAUGACAGAAGUCAUGCUCAAUAUCCUUCCUGCGCGCGUGGGAUCCGACGCAAAAAGCUUGUCUCACGGCCCGCAGCGCAACCAUUUGGGCGACAAUGUUAUUACGGACGUUCCCUACCCCUGCGCCGUUGUUCAGUGGUACUCGAGUGAAGAGAGUGUCAUUACCUGCACGUGUCCGACCGAAGAGCAGCUCUUCAAAGGAAUCAGUUUUGCAGGAAAAGAAAACUGCGUGCGUUCAGGGAGCUGGAUUAACUAA